UAUUCAUUUAUUAAGGCACGAUUGUAUUCAAUAUGCAUAAAUACACGUCUGUAUAUAAAUAUGCCUUCCCAAUAUACUGCAUCUACUAUGUUGAUCUGGUUGUGCACACAUGUUUGUUUGUGCUCUCUGAUUUACAUAACAUGAUGUUUUUGCAGCUUUCUAACUUUUCUUUGCUGUCGGUAUGUUUUUGUGCUGAUGUUGUCACGUUCCCACCUGCCCGUGUUGUGACGGGUAUCUGGGUAUCACUCAUUUCAAUUCAGUCAUCUCAUUUAUGUUCUAAAUAAACUUGGUAAAGGUAAAUUUCAUAUAUAAUGUAAAUAUUUGAAUGGAUUUAUUUAAUUUAUUCGGACAAUAUAGGCCUAAAAUUAUCAUAUUGAUGUCAAAAUACAUGAUUUCUGGAUCAUAAAGCGGUAUGGAAACUCCUGAAGAUGCCCUUGUCACCUGUUUACCUGCCUCCCUCCAACGUCUUGUGUUCUUCCGCCUCACCUUUGGAUCUGUAUCCCGUCCCUGUGCGCUGGCGGAUGGAUACAUUCUCCAACCUUUGGAGACUUGGAACUGUGAAAACACCGAAAAUAACAGCAGAUUUUCCACAAUGUUGCUGCAGCAAAGGAUGAAACCCUGGUACAGGUUUUGACGAAUGUGAUGGAAAGCGAAAAACCAACAGCAGAGAGAGAGACGCCGCCUCAGCACUGGAGAAGUUGCAAGUUGAUUAUUGACCCUGCACUGACAAAAGGACUGUACAAAGUGUACCGCUAUGACGGACAACAUUUCAACAUACCCGUUGAGGACUUACCGGUAGGUCUGUUUCCUGUGGGGACAGUCAGAGAUCCGCGCAUCUGCCGCCUGUGGAGCAAAAGCAACAAGACUGACCUUGUGGUCACUAAAUUUAAGGUUGAUGAGUGGUACGUUGGUCCCGUUCCUCCCAAAGAAGUGACGUUUUCCAGGUUGAACGACAAUGUAAGGGAGGCCUUCUUGACUAGCAUGUGCAAAAAAUAUGGGAACAUUGAGAGUGUGGAAAUAUUUUACAACCCCAAAAACAAGAAGCAUUUAGGGAUCGCAAAAGUCGUCUUCGAUACAGUGAAGGCCGCAAGAGACGCCGUCGAGCAUCUCCAUCAGACGUCAGUGAUGGGAAACAUAAUCCACGUGGAGAUCGAUCCUAAAGGCGAAAACAGGGCGCGAUACGUCCAGCUCCUCUUGCGUGGCGUUUACACUCCAUCGACGUUGCCAGUGGGCAGCAGUGAGCGAGCUCUUCAAAGCCUAAUCGACAGUUUGCUGGGCAGCGCAGCCACACAUCAAUUGACGAGUGUCUCCAGCCCCACCAGCAUCUCCACCCCCCUCUCUCUGGACACAGCCUACUCCAGUAUUUGGCAGGAUACGCCCUGCAGCUUUGGGCUUACACCAUGUUCUCAGGGAACCCCCCGCACUCCUUGCUUCUCCGCGACUCCUCUCUCCCAGGACUCUUGCUACUCCAGUCUUCAGGCAACUCCAGUCCUCCAGGGGGAGCCCUCUGCUUAUAGUGUUCACAAACCUUUAAGGCGAGAGCUUUGCCAUCGUAAGCCCGCCAGGCAUCACAGGGGAUCAGGCGAAGUCUCAGAUGUCAGCUUAUUUUUGAAACAUGGCCAACCGCACUCCCUGUCUAACCAAUUACAAUCUAGCAGUCAGCAGCUUUCAUUGUGGGACCACAAUGCACCAUCUUCUACUCAAGGUAAUACAGAAGCUUCCUUUAACCUCGCCUCCUCCUGUCAGGAGUCCAGAGACGAGUCCAUCUCUGAUGCUUUACACCCGAACUGCAACACUUUCAGCAUCCUGAGCAUUAAUUUCACAGCUGACCAGCCGACGGCAGCAUCAUCCCCAUCGGAUAACCACGCACGCGUAACAGAGUUACCUCCACCUGCUGCAGAGAGUCUGGACUCCCGCAUUGAAAGUUUGCUGAUAAACAGCCAGAAUGCUGAUUCCUCUUACUUCAGUAGAGAGACUUUGGAGGCUGAUGUGAGCUCUCAGGACAGCCCGACCUCGCCCUUAGCUAAUACCUCCCCUCGCUCUGAUGACCAGCCUGUCUGCACUUUGGUCUCUUGUACAUCCCUCACAGCCGGUCUCCAGAGCUCCUACAACGAUCCGCCAGAUGUUAGUCCAACGUGGCGCAUUGAAAAUGAAGAGGAUGAAACUACUCGAGCUGUUUCGUUUCUUACAAGGAGCUGCCAGUCUCCUGCUUCGUCUGAUUUCACACAUUUUGAAAGGAGGACUCACUCAGACAACGAAAUGGAUGCAGAAGCGUUCCAGUCGUUAUCUUGUCCGAAGGAGUCUCAUGAAUUAAAUGAGGAUAAGAAUCCCUCAGCCAACAGACCGUCUGGAUCUUUGGCACUCAAGAAAGAGAUUUCCUCUGUUCCUCAGCCUCCGUCCUUUUCGUCUCUCAAUGGCACCGCAACCUCUCAAACUCCUCCUGCCAUUCGGCCUCCAUACUCCCAUCCACCAGUCACCCCUUUCCCUUUCCCCCCUCCUCCCUUUCCCCCACCUCUUCCUCCUGUCCCGCCUCGCCUGCCAAAUGGCACCAUCCCCAUCCCACCUCCGGGCUGGAUCCCACGUCCAGUACGUCACGCUGGCAUCCCCAUUCCUCCUCCGCCGAUUCCACCACGUCCUCCUCCUUCUGUUCCUCCACCUCCACCUUUUCUUGGACCCCCUCCACCUUUGUUGGUGCCGCCUUCAGCUCCACCUCCAGUGUACCCCUUAACCACGCAGCCUGCAGGCCCUUUGGAUAAGGUGAAUCCUCCAAGGCACAGCAGCGGGUCUUUACCUUUCCCUCGACCACCCUGGCCCGCUCCACCUUUUCCCAGGUUUAACCCCUUUGUGCCGCCACCAGACUAUCCACCUGUGAGGGAAAACCCACACAAAGUCACAGUGGAAAAAGUUUUAGAUAUCUUCAUGGAUGAGCUGAGGUUAAUCAUUAAGAAGGACAUUACGCGCAGAAUUAUUGAAGGGGUCGCGUUCAAGGUGUUUGAGGACUGGUGGGACUGUCAAGAGACGAAAACAAAGAUACAAGUUUCUCCUUUGAAAAGUGGAGCAACAGGUGUGGAGGACAGGAGCAAACUAAUAAAUCGCCUCAGUCACAUCAGCGGUCAGGGCAGAAAACCUCCGCUGCCGUCGUUCAAGGUAAAAAGGAAAAGUGACAGUGAUCCCGUGGCAUCAGAGGAGAGAGAAAAUGUGCCAUGCUCCACUCAUGAAACUUCUGUUUCAGAUGCGAAAAAGGGUGAUGACGUGUGCAGAACUGAGAAAGCCAAACGCAGACAUGCAAGACCGCAUGAGCUUGACAGUGAUGACGAUGACGAUGAUGAAGGGAAAGAAGAAGAAAACAGACUUCAGGAUGAAGAAAAAAUGUCAGACAAAGUGGAUGAUCUUGUGCCAGUUGAGGAUGGUCUUCGAAUUCUGUGUGACAGAGAUGAUGACGAUGAUGAAGGUGAUACUCAUCCUGAGGAAGAAAAGGAGUUGGCACAAAAACGGCCAAUGGAUGAAGAUUUCCAAACUAGUGAUGGGGUGCAGUGCUUGGAUAGCGAGACUGUUUCAGAGAGCAGCUACUCGGAGGAAAGCGAUUAUUCAUCAGACUCCUGCUCCUCGGACUCGUGUGCCUCUGAGAGCUUUGAGGACUCGUCCUGCUCUGACCUCAGUCCUGAGGACGACGACAUGGAGGAGGAGGAGGAGGAGGAUGACGACGAUGACGGGAGUGGCGAGUGUGUAGUCAUAUCGUCAGAUGAAGAGUCGAUGGAACUUGAGUGCCCCGUCACCCCCUCAGCGCCUCUAACCCCCGGUGCUCGGCUGGAAUUGGGCCUGCCAGACUGGCCUGCUCCUUUUCACAAUGAGGAACCCGAGGAGAACCAGUACACAUCCUGUCAACAAGACGCCUGUGACUUGGAUGCCAUCAUGGAGCUCCAGACCAGUGAACACCAGGACCAUCUACGGCUCCUGUCACCUACAGGACAUCCAGCGGCGGAGCCACACCUUGACACUGAGAUAGAGAGCCCUGAAUGGACUGAGGAGUCUCUGGAGAACAUAGGAAACCUGAGACCUCUCACUCCUACUGGCUGCUUGGUGGACAGCGACCCCGACCUUCCGAUAAGGAGAAAACCGGCAUCUCCAGAUGUGGAGGAGGUGGAACGACCACAAACGCCAGGCAAGGGGAUAGUGGCUGAACUGGAAGGUCAGGACUCUGCUGAUGAAGUCCUGUCUCUCUCUCCUGCAAGAACUGAGCUCAUUAUAGCUCCCUCUGAUCCCCCGGCGUCAUCGUACCAAGAUAUGCCCAGAACUCCUGGUCGGGAGGAUAGAAGUGAAUGGACUCAGUACAGCACUUGGAGACCUCCAGUGACACCAGGCAGAGAGGCAGCCAUGACAGAAAGUAGCGUAACGAUGUUCCCAGCUCUUGGUAGCCCACUUUCUGUGCCAUGCCUGUCUAACAAUCCAUACAUCACAGCUCCAAAGACUCCCGGGAGGGACAUCAUCGUACCGCGGAGAGACAUAGUCCACAGGAGGAAAACACAAAUGGUGACCACCUCACAGCCGCUAUUAUAUGAUUCUCUCAGUGGUUCUCCUGUCUCAGUGUCCUCCCCAUGCAGCCUGUCUGAGUCUUCGUCUGGCUCUGCUGAUGGCAGGGGCACCUGGAUCAGUUCAGGGGUGAGAAUGAAGCCCCUGCAGGGACUGGAGAAUAUGCCAGGGCUUCUGGAUGAGGACAACAGGAGAGAGACAGAGAAAUCCCUACUGAGGAGAAAACGGCUGAGGAGGCUAAAGAGGAGAUGGAGAAUGCAUCAACGGCAAUGGACGCUUAAAAGAAAUGCUCACAGACGGCGUUCUGUCUGUGAGGAGAGGAGGAUACUUCACAGGGUCUGGAAGGAGGGCCUGGACGAGGAAGAUGCAAGGCUGCUGCGGUGCACGUAUGACGGGCUGCAAGAGCGGGACAGUGGCUUUGGGUGGAUCAGUGACACCCUGUGGACGUCUCAUCCUCUGACUAAAGUCCUCCAAGAGAAGAGUGACGAACACAAAUCCUGGCAGCCUCACCACAGGACCGGCUCUGCUCGCAGCGAAGGUUUCUACAAAAUCAGCCAGAAAGAUAAGCUGAAGUACCUCAAACACACAAAGCUGACAGCAGAGCUUCCAUCUACAAGUACUCAGCAGGGGAGGUGCUUCCCAGCCCAGCAGCCGACUUCGCUGCGAUCUGGAUCUGACUUCAGGUCCGAACAGCGUCGCCUGCUGUCCUCUUUCAGCUGUGACAGUGACCUGGUCAAGUUUAACCAGCUGAAGUUCCGCAAGAAGAGGAUUCGUUUCAGCCGCAGUCACAUCCAUGAGUGGGGCUUGUUCGCCAUGGAGCCCAUAGCAGCAGAUGAGAUGGUGAUUGAGUAUGUGGGUCAAAUCAUCAGACAGGUCAUUGCUGAUAUGAGGGAGCGGAGAUAUGAGGAUGAGGGCAUAGGAAGCAGCUAUUUGUUCCGGGUUGAUCAGGACACCAUCAUCGAUGCGACUAAAUGUGGGAACUUAGCCCGAUUUAUCAACCACAGCUGCAAUCCCAACUGCUACGCAAAGAUCAUCACUGUGGAGUCUCAGAAGAAGAUAGUGAUAUACUCCCGGCAGCCGAUAAGCAUCAACGAAGAGAUCACCUACGACUACAAGUUUCCCAUUGAGGAAAUAAAGAUUCCCUGCUUGUGUGGAGCAGAAGGCUGCCGUGGCUCCUUGAACUGAUCUCUGACGAACUGUCCUCAUUAUGUCAAGAGCCAAAGUUGUUGUGAGGUACUUGGAAUAUUAACGCAGACCCUGAAGGUGUGUCAGAAAAACCCAUUUAAUGUACAGUGAGUAACAGUCCGGAGGCCAUACAGGAGCUCAUAAAAGCACUGCAGAUGAGUGGCGGUGCUGCUCAGUGAAUAAUGAUUUAAUAAAAUGGACCCAAC
Molecule: messenger RNA, 5921 nt
Organism: Scatophagus argus
Lineage: Eukaryota; Metazoa; Chordata; Actinopteri; Scatophagidae
Product: histone-lysine N-methyltransferase SETD1B-like
Exons: 18
Coding region: 643-5715 (1690 amino acids)
Cellular component (GO): Set1C/COMPASS complex
Molecular function (GO): RNA binding; protein binding; histone H3K4 methyltransferase activity
Source: RefSeq, a predicted model, not a curated record